AUGGCGGCCGCUGGUGGUGCUGCCAGCAUUAUCACUCAAGUUCAGCAGACAGCCGGCCCCCCCAUCAAUACAUUGGGAGAAAUUGCAGCCGAUGAACAUAUUACACUGGACUUGAGGGGGACUCAAUUCACCCUAUCUCGAGAUGAACUGUUGACACUCCCCGAAUUUGUGUUGCUGUCAUUAUUCCCGAAUGGCCUUCUUCCAGACGGUCACAUGAAUGCCUUUCAUGACGGCGAUGUCUAUCCCGUUGACUAUGACCCAGCAUCCCUGCAGUAUAUGUUAAGUUUCUUCCGCGAUGUUGCACAAUCAAUACCCUCAGCAUCCCCUUCACCAACAACACCGCCAGAGAACGAUCCGAUGUCAAUCGAGCCACUACAAGGGUCCACGAAGGACAUGCUACAAGAUAGAGCGGGGAUCAUCGUUUUGAGAGAGGAUCUCGACUUCUACGUAAUCCCUCCUCGACCGGACAUUGAACAGUUGGAGAUGACCGAAGUCAAACGGGCAGCAGGCAGAUCUUUACUCAAACAGAACGGCAUCUUCUCUGGGCUCAAGAGGAGUGAAGAGGCCGGGACGACAGAGCAGCACUUGAUUGAAAUGUUGACUGCUGGAGGGUUCAAUCACGAUGAUGCUUGGGGUCAUCGAGCAGGGGAGCCGAACAAGGCGGUCAUUUGCAGUCUCGCCCUGGCUCGCUUACGAACAGACAUCAAAGGUGACAUCGCGGGAAGUAACGCUGUCGGGAUGGCCCAAAAACUAUUACUCUUUUGGCGGAAGCCUGCACGAAGGUGCUGGUGGGAGGGUGUUGAGCUGGAUGAUGUCGAAGGGGUGGCAGGCAAGCUAAAAGUAUGGAUACGAAGGGUGUGGACCCUUGAAAUGGUGAGUGAUCCUACCCUGACCUACCGGCAGUCGUGA
This is a messenger RNA of Capronia epimyces CBS 606.96, 909 nucleotides long. RefSeq names its product dipeptidyl-peptidase III. Gene Ontology annotation, cellular component: nucleus. Bases 1 to 909 code for a protein of 302 amino acids. NCBI's taxonomy places the organism in Eukaryota, Fungi, Ascomycota, Eurotiomycetes, Chaetothyriales, Herpotrichiellaceae. Gene Ontology annotation, molecular function: RNA binding. The transcript has 5 exons. The record is from RefSeq and is a predicted model, not a curated record.